Molecule: messenger RNA, 971 nt
Organism: Gastrolobium bilobum
Lineage: Eukaryota; Viridiplantae; Streptophyta; Magnoliopsida; Fabales; Fabaceae
Product: GDSL esterase/lipase At5g62930
Exons: 6
Coding region: 36-776 (246 amino acids)
Molecular function (GO): hydrolase activity, acting on ester bonds
Source: RefSeq, a predicted model, not a curated record
UGUGAGGAGCAUCGAAUCAUUGCGUUGGCGCGAGGAUGAGGGAAAAUAUAGUGUUGUUUGGAGAUUCGUUAACGGAGCAAUCGUUUCGAGAGAAUGGAUGGGGUGCUGCACUCGCCGAUGCCUAUUCUCGCAAGGCUGAUGUACUCGUUCGUGGUUAUGGUGGAUACAACACUAGGUGGGCUUUGUUCCUACUGCAUCAACUCUUCCCUCUGGAUUCAACUAAACCGCCUAUUGCUACCACAAUUUUCUUUGGUGCUAAUGAUGCAGCUUUGUCGGGAAGAAGCAGUGAAAGACAAUAUGUACCAAUUGAAGAGUACAAAGAAAACCUCAGAAAAAUUGUUCUACACUUGAAGGAAUGCUCACCAACUAUGCAAAUUGUGCUUAUUACUCCACCUCCAGUUUGUGAGGAAGGGCGUCAAGCAUAUGCACAAUCCUUAUAUGGUGAGAAUGCUAGAAAAUUGCCGGAAAGAACAAAUGAAGUAACUGGUCAAUAUGCAAACGCAUGUGUUGAGGUAGCUAAGGAAAUGGGUGUUCGGUAUAUCAAUCUGUGGUCCAAGAUGCAAGAAACAGAUGGCUGGCGAAAGAAAUUUUUAUGGGAUGGGUUGCACCUGACACCAGAAGGAAAUGCAGUGGUCUACCAAGAAGUGAUAAAGGUGUUCAAUGAAGCAGGGCUUUCUGCUGAUAAAAUGCGAUAUGAUUGCCCUCAUCACUCAAAAAUUGAUGACAAAAAUCCUGAAAGCGCUUUCCAGCAGAAUGUUUGUGAUGCCUCAUUGUGACAGGGCUUUGGUCUAGUCUUGCAAUGGUAUACUCUGUUCUAUUUGAUGACCUAUGAUUUUCUUCCUGAACUAUAUACAAGUUUCUCGGUGCUUGUACCAUCAAGAAGCAUAUGUUCAUUUACCUGUUAAUUUGGUAUUUCCAUAUGUACAUUGAUGCCCUGAACUUUUGGCUAACAAAUUACAAUCACGUCUAAU